Ilex paraguariensis (yerba mate) is the source of this 976-nucleotide messenger RNA. Lineage: Eukaryota; Viridiplantae; Streptophyta; Magnoliopsida; Aquifoliales; Aquifoliaceae. The record is from the annotation of a GenBank genome assembly.
AUGGUGAAAAGCGCCAUUAACACCAACAAAGAAUCAAAACCACUUGUUUGUUGGUUACCCAUCAUUCUCAACCUGGUCUUAUCAAUCACCGGAGCCACAAAAAAAAAAAAACAAAACUUCGCGUCAUUUAUGGUGAAACCGGAGUCGGAAAAACCAGCUGAGACAAGUGAGUCCAAAUACAAAGGUGUGAGGAAGAGAAAAUGGGGCAAAUAUGUGUCCGAAAUUCGGCUACCCAACAGCCGGGAAAGGAUUUGGUUAGGUUCUUACGACACGCCGGAGAAGGCCGCCAGAGCUUUCGAUGCCGCGCUUUUUUGCUUACGUGGCCCGACGGCGCAGUUCAACUUUCCUGAUAACCCACCCGACAUUGUCGGCGGCCGGUCACUUACACCCGCUGAAAUUCAAGUCGCAGCGGCCCGUUUAGCAAAUUCGGAGGCCCGAAUUAGUCAAUCGAACAAUUCAUCUUCAUUUUCUGAAGUGCAGAUGGAGUCUCAGUCUCAAUCUCCAUCUCCAUCAAUUUCGGAUGGAGCACUUCAGGUGGAUAAUGAGAGGGCCAUGGAUCUGGACCAGACAUUUUUGGACCAUUACUCGACGUUGGGUCCAGAGAAUAAUGUAGCAGAUUUCGGUAUUUUUCCGGGUUUUGAUGAUCUCUCCGGUGAUUUUUGCAUGCCACCAUUACCAAACGUUGAUUAUGGAGAAGAGAACAAUGAUGGGUUCUCUUCGCAGGGAGGUUCAUUUCUCUGGAAUUUUUAGUGAUAUGUCUAUUUGGGUCUUAUUAGUUUUGCCAAAAAAGGGUCAGAAUUCUGGAAAAUUUUAGGUGCUAGAAUUACUGACAAUUUUUCACAAGGAAAUGCCUAUUAUGGUCCACAUUUUUUGUACGGACAUCUUUUUCUUUUGUUCAUAUUCCUUUUUAAGGGUACAAACUAGAAAUUCAAUAGUAUAAAAAGAUUGAAUAAUUUUUGGUGUUGUUUAUCAGAUG